AAACUAUUCCACCACGCUUUGGCAGUUACCUGCACACAACCUCGAGAAUGCCGCAGUAACUUGAUGCCAUGCGUCUUCCCGACUCUCGCACCCACCCCUAUGUUGUAUCACCAGCUCCCCGCGGCUCGUGAAGGCUAUGCACCCCACCAAUGGCCCUCCUUCGUCCAAGAGCAGUUCGACGCCUGCAGCCUCGACGCUCCGCCCGCGGACACGUCGCCUGAUAUCCGUCGAAGAUGAGCUGUACCCUGCCUCUGACAGCGAAUACGCAUCUCCCCUGGGCUCCAGAGCCGCAUCCCCCGUGCCGAACGCCCAUCCUUCACGCCCCAACGUCACCUCGGACCCAACGUCGUCCUUCGUGCGAUCGGCGAGUGCGCAUACUCCGAGAGCGCUUAGGGAUACGUCUUCUACACUGUCCGGGCUGUGGGGCAACUCCUGGUCGGCUAUUCAGGGUCUGGCGACAAACGUCUUGGGCAACGAGGCAGGCGCAACAGGCACAUCCACAAGGAGGCGCAAGCCGUUGCUAGCAACACAUCGACGCACCACCAGCAGCGCUCCGCCGAAACAAUGGGGUCCGUCGGCAUCUUCGACCGCGCAUGUUGGCGCCGGCAUGCAGGAAGAGAGGGACAGCAUGGUUCGGGCAAUGAAGCGCAAGGACCUGCUGACUGCUAACGAGCAUUUGAUGCCAGACUCUGUUGGGCGCAUAAAACGAAGGAACUCCGAUGAGCGGCUGAGCGUGUCCGCACCUCCCGCAGAGAACGAGGAUCGAGAUGCGCUGGUAUACAUACACAAGGUACGGCCCCAGGACACGCUUGCCGGUAUCAGCAUCAAGUUCAAUUGCCAGCCGGCAAUAUUGCGGAAGGCCAAUCGCAUGUGGCCAAAUGACAGCGUUCAAAUCAAGGAUACCAUAGUCGUUCCGGUUGACGCUUGUGGAGUAAAGGGGCGGCGAGUGGCCGGCCCGGACGCUCAUCAAGAAGAUGAUCUCUUACUAGGUGACUAUGGGGAUAGUCUACACAGCGCAGGCACGGAUUCGAAUUCUAUACCGAACGGCUGGAGCUCUCUAAAAUCCAAAGACCCCGAUACACCCUCCAUACUCUCGUCCUCCCAAUCCCACACCGAAGAACCGCCCUGGAAACAUGAUUCUUGGGUGCUACUCCCUAACGAUACGGAGCCCACAGAAAUAGGAAGAAUGCCACGCAGAGCGCUUGGCUUCUUUCCACCCGCCAGGCGGAAAUCCCUCGCGUUUUCAGACGCUUCCACCCCUCGACCUUCUGUCGAUCUACCUCGUUCUUCCACCUCUACAAAUUCUCACGCCACAUCUCCGACUCACAGCACAACAAGACCUCGCGCAUCGAGUAAUCUAUCAUCCAUAUCUGGGCCCCAUGGGCGCCACCGCAGCACUUCCGGUUUCCAUCUUCAUGGACCCGGCGGUGUCGGUACAAUGGGCAAGAAUGUCCGGAGCCCCGGUCCUGCCCAGGAUGGAUUGAACAAGUUAUUUGCAUCACACUUACCCGAUGUCAAUCCGCCGCCGGAUCAAGAAUAUUUCACACCUUGGGCUCCGUCCCUGCUAGAUGCAGGCUCAGGGACAACCGUACAGCAUGGUGGCUCAGGCGCGCGGACGCCCUUGAGUGGAGCCGGCAUCGACUUUCAGGAAAUUGGAGGCGCGAUAGAAGGCUGGGUGCGCAAAGUCGGUAGCCAGGCCACGAAACUGUUAUCCGAACCGUCUACACCUGGGCAAGGCAAACGAUCCGCUGUCCCUGUCAUUGGAGCGGUUGGCGGCGAUCUAGGCGAUCUCAUCGAGCUAAGAGACGAUGCGUUCGAAAUCGGAGACGGUGAAGAAAGCAGAGGGAGAACCGGAAGAGACGAUACGUUGAUACCAACUAGCGAGCAAUAUCAGAGCGCGAGGCCAGACAUCAACCUCGUGAUACGAGACCGGGGGCGAAAGGGAGAUAGUAGCAAGACCGAUUGAGUGAUGAUCGCAUUUGUCUUUUUGGACAGGAGUUCAGGGCAUGGCAUGGAUGGCCCAUGUUAGAAUUGGAACUUUGCUAGCUAUUUGGUGGGCUUCGGAGCGUUCUGGCGUACUGCUUGCUUGGAUUAAGGGCUCGUUUAGCUAUAUACCUGCAACAGAAUCCUUAAAGCGCAUAGCUGUACAUAGUGCACAC
Messenger RNA from Trematosphaeria pertusa, 2159 nucleotides. RefSeq names its product carbohydrate-binding module family 50 protein. The record is from RefSeq and is a predicted model, not a curated record. The coding region runs from base 137 to 1966 and encodes 609 amino acids. The transcript has a single exon. Lineage: Eukaryota; Fungi; Ascomycota; Dothideomycetes; Pleosporales; Trematosphaeriaceae.